AUGACUUCUCGAAAAUGGAAAGUUGAGCUCGUUCCCAACAUCGUUGACCAUCUAGCUGAAAUUGAUUCAGAGGCUUUGUAUGCAGAGUAUCCAGUUUCUACUUCGACAUACGAUCAUGGCUACCGCAAGAUCACAUAUGGUGAUUAUGCAAGCGCCAUUAACUGUCUGGCUUGGUGGAUGCACGAAACCUUGGGUCCUACUAAAGACUUUGAGGUUCUAGCCUAUAUCGGACCCAAUGAUCUGAGAUAUCCAGCACUGAUCUUGGGUGCCAUAAAAGCUGGCUAUUUGAUAUUUCUCACCUCCCCAAGAAACAGCGUUGCAGCUCAAACAAAUUUGCUUGACCGCCUGGAAUGCAGAACUGUUCUAUCGCCGACUCCUUGCCCUCCUCAAAUCACCGAGAUCCUCGAAGCUAAUUCCCAUCUUCGCGUCGUUGAGGUUCCAAGCGUUGGAGAUAUUCUAAAAAAUAAGGGGAGACGUUUUCCGUUUGAUAAAACUUCUCUAAAGCGAAUCAGGAGCCCUUCGUUGUUGUGUAUACUUCUGGUUCAACUGGAUUUCCAAAGCCUAUGA
Botrytis byssoidea is the source of this 567-nucleotide messenger RNA. RefSeq lists its product as uncharacterized. Bases 1 to 567 code for a protein of 188 amino acids. The record is from RefSeq and is a predicted model, not a curated record. The transcript is spliced from 3 exons. Lineage: Eukaryota; Fungi; Ascomycota; Leotiomycetes; Helotiales; Sclerotiniaceae.